Molecule: messenger RNA, 7059 nt
Organism: Adineta ricciae
Lineage: Eukaryota; Metazoa; Rotifera; Eurotatoria; Adinetida; Adinetidae
Source: the annotation of a GenBank genome assembly
AUGGAAAACAAAGAGAACACAAAGUCAUCUCCAAAAUUUCAUGUGGUUUCAUAUAAUAUACAAAGCCUGGGUAAACCAGGGAAUAAUUUCAAAAACCUUGAAUCAUUUCUACAGUAUCUGAGUCGUGCCGCCGAUAAACCAGAUGUUAUUUGUUUUCAAGAAACAUUUCUUGAUGCUCAACAUUCAGAUGAAUCAAUUUCAAUCGAUGGCUAUAAAGUUUACCGCUGCGAUGAUAAUUCUCACCGAGCUGGUGUUAUUACUUAUGUACGAAAUGCUAUAAGAAGCGAAGAAAUUUUUAACGAUUCAGAUUUACAACUUCUUAUUAUUCGCGUGACAAUCGGUAAUGAAACUAUUAACGUUAGCAACUGUUAUCGUCGACAAGGAAAACGGUACAAAACAUUGCCAGAAGUACCUCGACUGACAAAAAAACGAUACAUUGAAAGGUAUACCGAAAUACAUAUAUCACUUGAGGGUGUGAAACGAUGUGUACUUGUGGGAGACUUUAAUAUCGAAACUAGCGUACAUAAUAUGCCAAAUUAUCUUAAAGAUAUGUGUAAAAAGUUGAAGGUAUCACCUAUUAUAAACAUACCAACUACUCGAAUAGGUACAAAAUGUAUCGACAAUCAGUUUUUCCCUGUUGAAUUAAUGCAAUUAAUCAUCAGCAAGAUUACUCAUGUUCUAUGGCCGAAUCCAAGCUCUCCUCAUGCGUUGAUCGACAGCCAAUAUGCUGGUUCACCGUCGGACGAUUGUUCAUCUAAAUGCACUUCUACUACACAGCCACAAUCAAAUGAUAUUCCCAAUCCAAUUUCUGAAUCUUCAUCUAAAGAGGAAGCAUUCGCAUCGUCUUCAACCGACAGUGCUUGUGAACAUACAAAUGACUCGUUAUGUCAAUCUGUGACUUUACCUACAGACUUACAAUAUGGAUCAACGAUGACGGCAAUAGCUAGGCCAUUUCCCACUCGAUUCAUAGAACCUAUUAUCGCGACAAGUCGCAUUCAGCUGAAUCCCAGAAUUUUUCCUAGCGCAAUUUAUAUCGAAGCUAUCGUAUACAUGACGCUAAAUUAUCUUAAAGAUAUGUGUGAAAAAUUGAAGGUAUCACCGACUAUAAACAUACCAAUUACUCGAAUAGGUACAAAAUGUAUCGACAAUCAGUUCUCCUCUGUUGAAUCAAUGCAAUUAAUCAUCAGCCUGAUUAUUGAUACUCCAUUGGCGAAUCCAAGCUCUCCUCUUGCGUUUAUCGACAAUCAGUUUUUCUCUGUUGAAGCAAUGCAAUUAAACAUCGGCGCGAUUACUCAUGCUCUAUGGCCGAAUCCAAGCUCUCCUCUUGCGUUAAUCGACAAUCAGUUUUUCCCUGUUGAACCAAUGCAAUUAAUCAUCAGCGCGAUUACUCAUGCUCUAUGGCCGAAUCCAAGCUCUCCUCUUGCGUUAAUCGACAAUCAGUUUUUCCCUGUUGAACCAAUGCAAUUAAUCAUCAGCGCGAUUACUCAUGCUCUAUGGCCGAAUCCAAGCUCUCCUCUUGCGUUAAUCGACAAUCAGUUUUUCCCUGUUGAAUCAAUGCAAUUAAUCAUCAGCGCGAUUACUCAUGCUCUAUGGCCGAAUCCAAGCUCUCCUCAUGCGUUGAUCGACAGCCAAUAUGCUGGUUCACCGUCGGACGAUUGUUCAUCUAAAUGCACUUCUACUACACAGCCACAAUCAAAUGAUAUUCCCAAUCCAAUUUCUGAAUCUUCAUCUAAAGAGGAAGCAUUCGCAUCGUCUUCAACCGACAGUGCUUGUGAACAUACAAAUGACUCGUUAUGUCAAUCUGUGACUUUACCUACAGACUUACAAUAUGGAUCAACGAUGACGGCAAUAGCUAGGCCAUUUCCCACUCGAUUCAUAGAACCUAUUAUCGCGACAAGUCGCAUUCAGCUGAAUCCCAGAAUUUUUCCUAGCGACCUGGAAAAAAAUUCAGUUAAUGUAAUUCAGUCAAAACAUCAUGAUAUCGAUCUACCAUCUCCUGAAGUAUCACAUGUCACAAAUCGGAAAGAUCAAUUUGUCCAGACGAAAAACUCGAUGUUAAAACUUCCGCUUACAGCUCUUAUCGAUGAUGAAAACAUAAACGUCAAUUUUGCUGAAACGACUAUAACUCGAGGCGAUGUCCAUAUCGAACCUAAAAUACUACUAUCGGCAGAUAUAGAAGACAAACAAAACAUGGUGCAACUCAAUGCCAUUUUCGAACUUGUAAACAAUCGUCAUAUCAAGGAAAAUGAGUAUAAAUCUUUUCCUAAUGAAAAUAUGGAAUUAAAAACACCACCUGUAAUGCUUGCCAAGCCGCAUGAUGUUGAUCUCGAUGCAACUAUAGAAGACACAACUCCGCGACUGUUACUUCCUGAAUAUAAACCAAAUUUUCAUCAAGAAAUUCAUGAUACACUUACAGAAAAUAAGGAUGCAUCGUUAUCGUUAUUCGACAUUUCCAAAACUGAAACAGGCAAUAGCCAAAAGUCAUUUGUUCUCGUAGAUCAUUCCGCUGAUUUACAAACUAAUCAAAUCGUUCCUUAUUCCGUACCAAAUGCUGAUGUACCUGCAAACUUUCGUACUUUAAGAAUGGUUGGUGAGCCAUUGGUAUCAUAUGAAGAAAAAUUGGGAGGACUCAUACAAACAGCGACUCUAAAGCAGUUUAUGUAUACAAAGGGACCCGGACAUGAAUCUUUGGAGGGAAGAAGUAUUAAUGUACAACAGAAUCCUCUAUAUACCAAGCAAACGUUCAAACAAGGAAGAAUGUAUAAACACGACCCGUCACCGAAUUAUCAAGAACCCGUGACUAUAUAUUCAUUAUCGCCACGAGUUAAAGCAGGAAUAAAUGCAGGAAAGAAAGCCGGGAUGUUUGCAACGGUCGAUACACUUGCGUAUGCAUUUUUUGCUACAGAUAAAGGUCGUCCCACUGUCCAACAGGGAAUCAAACGAGCUGCUGUGGCUACCAUUCAAGGUUUCAUCGAUACAGCUGUUCCUGGUGGCCAACUCAUAUCUACUGGUGUCACGGCAACUAUCAAUAACAAUUAUGAAAACUCGCUUGGGGAUUUAGGUCGUGCAUUACCAUCACUGAUUCCUGGAAACCCAAUUCGUUGGUCACGUGAAUAUACACAAGCUAAUGCACCAUUAUUUAAUAAUGAUCUACGUUCAGAUAAUGUCAAUCGUAAGGUUGUCGAUGUGACUAUACCGUUUAUCGGUAUUGUCUCGACUGGACUUUGUAAAGAUGAGGAACAAAUCAAAUUUUUUCGCAAUGGUGUCAAUACCAUCCGAGAUGCAACUAAUUAUCAAGGUCAUGUAGCUGUUGGUACUGUAUUCGAUGCAUCGAUCGGAUUUAGCUCUGGCACUGAAAUCAGUGAGCCAGGUGCCAAAAUAAUCGAAGAUGGUAUAACACAAACUACAUAUUGGGAAAAAGAAUUUAGUGGACAAUUUGGUGGGCGUCUCCGUCUAGCUGAUCGAAAAGCUGCAUCCGAUUUUGGUUCCGCUUUUAACUCAGUAUUGAAAACAACAACUGUCAAAAGUAACACCGAUAAAACUCCGAUCUUCGUGCGAAAGAAUUUACCCUUGACAUACUUCACAGAUGCGCAGGAUGAUCUACUAAAAACUCAAGAAGCUAUUCCAAGAUUACAUGAAAUAUAUGUAGACCACGAAAGAAGCGCACUUCCAAGCACUGGCCGUGUGGAAGUGGUAUUCCGAGGAAAAACAACUACUACAGAUGACAAAUCAGCUUAUGGAUAUUGGAAAGAAGGUCACAAAACGGAGAAGUUCGAUUUAUAUCGUGCGGUAGAAAAUGUUAUUUCUCGUUCUGAUCGAGACCUAUCUGAUGAAAUUGAAACAACAAUUACUCAUCAGCGAGCUGUUCAAUCUGGUGAAGAUUUACGUCAAAGUAGUGAAAUAACCGACAAAUACUUUGGUUUUUCAAGAGAAAAAGACAUAAAAGAUUAUGAGCCCGGUACACAACGUAAGAACGAAGUCUUACACGAAGAAUCGGCAGAUAAAACGCAAAUAGUUAGCAGGAAAGAUGAAAAUCCAUAUGAAGUAAAAAAAGCAGAAUCUACCAUCGGUAACAAGAAAAUGAAAUUUACUGAAAAAGUCUUAUAUAAGAAAACACAACACCUGGGAACAAGUGACAAAGUGAUUUCUACCGGAGGACAAAAAGAAACAGUGGCUACAGAACAUGAAAUACAAGGUAUUAUUCAACCUGAAGUAACCUUCACCGUUGAAGAAACACACCAACAUUUUGAGCAGACAUCACAAGAUAUCAAACUUGAUGACCCUCAUUUGAAAAGGACAAGCCGUGUAACACAGAAGUUUGGUCUCUUUACAAAAACAAUUACAGAUCAUGAAACGAUUUUGGAGAAUGGAGUUAAACCAAAAUCAGAACAAUCCACUCAUGUUACGUUAAGUGAUGGAGCGUAUAAUGGUUUAAGUUCAUUUACAACAAAUGUACUUGAUUUCUCUUUCAAUCCUGAAGUUCGAACACCACGAAAUGUUCGGAAUGCCGGACUUGACAUAUUGGUAGAAAGUGCAAAUGGAUGGGCUCAUUCAAAUGUUAUUGUGUAUCAAAAUUCUGUUCACUCAUUACUCGUCGCCAGCGCAUUCAGAAUAGGAGGAACAACCAUUAAAAUAUUUGCAUCUUCGAAUGGUGACAAUUUAAAUUUGAAAGAACUAUCCAAGAAUGUAUUAUUAGCAAGUGCACCUUCACUUGCAUCUAUAGCCGCUAGCUCAAGUUCAAGUAUUCCUAUAUCAUCAAAAACUUAUAUUGGUGAAAUAGUAAGUUUGUCCAUUCGAGCAACGCAAAUAAUACAGAGUUAUCGAAAAAACAAAAUGGAUUUAUUUGACGUAAUAAGAGCACUUUCUCGAGCAACUACAAAUGUUAUUAUCAAUUCUGGUAUACAAAGAUCUCUAGUACCUACAUUAAUUGCAUCUUUGCCGCUCACUCCGUUAGGAGGAACUGCAACUAUGGCUGCAACACAAGGUAUUCUUAAUUAUGUGGAUAUAAAUGCAGAUUUUGAUUCGUUAUCCAGUUCCGAAACGAUACCACAAGCUACAAAAAUCACCGAAGAUGGUUUCAAAGAAACAAUACAAGUUGAAAAAGAAUUUAGUAGACAAUUAGGAAUAUGGUUUCAUGUACGUAGUUUGGAUUGCUCACUACCAAUUGCCCCCGCUUUCACUCGAUCAACAAAAACUAGGACCAUGAGAAGUAAUAAUGAUGACACACCGAUCUCGACGCGAAACAAUUUGCCUUUGACACACCUUGUACAAAUGAAAGAUAAUCUUCUGAAAGAUCAACAAAUUAUCCCGAAAUCGCACGAAAAUUACGUGGAACGUGAAAUAAGAUCACUUCCGAUCAAUGGUCGAAUAGAAAUGGUAUUUCGUGAAGUGACAAAUGAUAUAGAUACUGCACAAGCCUUUGGAUUAUGGAAAGAAGGUCACAAGAUAGAAAAAUCCGAUUUAUAUACAGCCGUAGAAAAUGUUAGUUAUCGUUCUGAUCGAGAAUUACCCAAAGAAAUUGAAACAACAAUUACUCAUCAACAAGCUGUUCAAUUUGGUGAAGAUUUACGUGAAACUAGUGAACCGACAAAAAAGUAUCUGAUAUUUUCAGGUGAAAGACACGUGACACAUUAUGAGCCCGGUACACAACGUAAGAAUGAAGUCUUACACGAAGAAUCGGCAGAUAAAACGCAAAUAGUUAGCAGGAAAGAUGGAAGUCCGUAUAAUAUACGACAACACGAAAAUGUUUUCGAUGCAACGAAAAUCAAAGAAAUCGAAAUGGACCUUUACCACAAGAAAAAACAUUUCGAAACAAGCAACGAAUUAUCGUCUACUGUGAGUAUAAAAAAUACAAUGGCUACAAAACAUGAAGUAAAAGGCAUUCUUAAACCUGAAAUUAUCACAGACUAUCAUGAAAUGUCACAAAUUUCUGAACGAACAAAAGAAAAUAACAAACUUGAAGCACCUUUUUUCGAAAAACGAACAACUAUAAGACAAAAAUUUGGUUUCUUUACAAACAAAAUCAAAACUACUGAACGAAUAUUCGAAAAUAGCACGGCUGAAGUCUUAAAUCAACAUACUCAUACAACAUUAAGCGAUGCAGCAUAUAAUGGUUUGAGUUCACUUACAACAAAUAUACUUAAUUUCUAUUUUCAUCCUGAAGUUCGAACACCACGAAAUAUUCUAAAUACCGGUCGCGAUAUAUUAGUAGAAAGUGCAAAUGGAUGGGCUCAUUCAAACGUUACUGUAAAUCAAAAUUCUGUUGGCUCAUUACUCGUAGCUGCUGCAUUUAGAGUUGGAGGAACAACCAUUAGAACAUUAGCAUCUUCGAAUGGUGACAAUUUAAAUUUGAAAGAACUAUCCAAGAAUGUAUUAUUAGCAAGUGCACCUUCACUUGCAUCUAUGGCCACCAAUGCAAUUUCACGAGUUCCUACAUCAUUGAAACAUUAUACCGGUGUAAUAACAAAUCUAAUUAUUCGAAUAACACAACUUAUACAAGAUUAUCGAGAAGAACGCGUCAAUAGAUCAGAACUAUUUAUUGCAAUUCUUCAAGAAAUCUUAAUUGGGACAAUAAUUCAUAUUUUACAAGAGUUUGUGCCGGAAAUAUUGAAAUUUUUACCAUUUAAUUCAUUAGUGUUAUCUGUGCUUACGUGUAUAACGGUAGCUGCAAUUAUAUUUGGUAUUUCAAAAAUGCCAUCAUGGAUGAAGAACAAGUGGCGUGAUAGACAAAAUGAAAAAGAAUUUCGAAAUCUUUGCCAACUACUAAAUUUAACUCGAACUGCAACAAAUGCAGAGAUUAAUUCUCAAUAUCGACGACUCGCAUUAGCGGUUCAUCCAGAUAAAAUUAAUGAUGAUGGAACAAAAUUUAAGAAACUUACUAAAGAUGUUCAACGAUUUCAUGAACUCCGAUUACUAUAUGAUAUCUCUCAAGAUAAAACAGAAACACAAACAAUUAUCGAACGACUCAAAGAGAUUUUAAAAGAUUCUAUGGCAUUUUUUCGAUAUUUCACACAAAUAUCGACUACAUCGACCGAUUCUUCUACGUUGAUGUUAAUUUAA